AUGGCUGGGCCGUCCCCGUUUCUUGAACCGGGUCCAAAGACAAGUCCAAACACUCUGGCCAUUGUCAGCCUGUCCCGCGACAACUUCCAGCCCAUCACCCUCGAGCAGUCCACCGGCGCCGUCGACGGAUAUGCCGAGGGCGCGACACUCAACACCCGGUUUGGCUCCUUUCCUCACUCGACGCUUCUCGAUAUACCAUGGGGGUCGCAGGUUCGCGCCUCGGUUGUCGAUACCGGAUCCAGGGGGCGCAAGCGAAGACGGGGUGAGGUGGAAAGCGAAGACACGCCGGCCCAGAGCCACGACGAAGCCCCUGACGAGCAGGCACCGGCAGCGCCCGCAAAGGCCGUGACCGCAGCCAGCGGCUUCGUCUACAUCCUCCGGCCGACCCCUGAGCUGUGGACCAGCUGCCUCCCGCACCGCACCCAGGUCGUCUAUACCCCCGACUAUAGCUACAUCCUCCAGCGCAUCCGUGCCCGGCCGGGCUCCCGGCUGAUAGAGGCUGGCGCCGGCAGCGGCAGCUUUACCCACGCAUCGGCGCGUGCCGUCUACAAUGGCUACCCUCGCGCCGCGGGGCACAAGAUGGGCAAAGUGUUUAGCUUCGAGUUCCACGAGCCGCGCUUCCAAAAGAUGCAGGAGGAGAUCAAGCAUCACUCGCUCGAGGGCAUCGUUGAUAUAACGCACAGAGAUGUGUACAAAGAUGGCUUCUUGGUAGCGGGAAAAUCCCCCGAGGCAACCUCUGUCUUUUUGGACCUGCCGGCGCCAUGGGAGGCGCUGCAUCACCUGUCUCGGCGGAAGAUGCAAAAUGGGGGCGAGGAAGAUGACAGCUCUGCAUCUUGGGAGUCGCCCCUAGACCCGAGACGGAGCGCUUACCUUUGCACCUUUUCCCCAUGUAUUGAGCAGGUCACCCGGACGGUGACGGAACUACGGACUCUGGGAUGGACAGACAUUGACAUGGUGGAGAUUUCGCACAAGCGGUUGAACGUGACGCGGGAGCGUGUAGGUGUCAACCUGCCCAGCGAGAAGGGAUUCAACCCCACGCCUGCCGACGUCGAUGAGGCCAUGGCAAAGCUCAAAAGCGACCUGAAGAGGACAAAUGAUUUCCACAAGUUGCAGCAACCGCAGCCUGAAUCCACAAUGGACGUCGAUGAGCCGGCACUCGAUGACGUACCAGAGGCCAAUGGGGGAGACGCCGACAGAGAGGACGAGGAGCCCGUCUUUAUGCAGGGCCGCAUUGUCCACCGCACCGAGGCGGAUCUCAAGUCUCACACGUCGUAUCUUGUCUUUGCCGUGCUGCCACAUGCGUGGGACGAGGAGGCGGAAGAAGCAGCGCUGGCGAGAUGGCCCUGCGGGAAAGAGAGCAGAACGAUUGGCAACAUGGACAAGCAGGCGCGCAAGCAGGAGAAGAGGGAGAUGAUGGCGUCCAAGAAGAAGAAGAAGAAGAAGCAGGAGGGGGAUGUAGCUCAGACGCCGAAUGCAGAGGGGUGA
This is a messenger RNA of Hirsutella rhossiliensis, 1485 nucleotides long. RefSeq names its product tRNA methyltransferase complex GCD14 subunit domain-containing protein. Gene Ontology annotation, cellular component: tRNA (m1A) methyltransferase complex; nucleus. Bases 1 to 1485 code for a protein of 494 amino acids. The transcript has a single exon. The record is from RefSeq and is a predicted model, not a curated record. Gene Ontology annotation, biological process: tRNA methylation. Lineage: Eukaryota; Fungi; Ascomycota; Sordariomycetes; Hypocreales; Ophiocordycipitaceae.